Rhinocladiella mackenziei CBS 650.93 is the source of this 1308-nucleotide messenger RNA. RefSeq lists its product as uncharacterized. The record is from RefSeq and is a predicted model, not a curated record. Gene Ontology annotation, molecular function: flavin adenine dinucleotide binding; acyl-CoA dehydrogenase activity. The transcript has a single exon. Lineage: Eukaryota; Fungi; Ascomycota; Eurotiomycetes; Chaetothyriales; Herpotrichiellaceae. Bases 1 to 1308 code for a protein of 435 amino acids.
AUGGCUUCUCAAAAGCUAGGGAGGAAUAUCAUCUACCAGUUAUCAAGACGCACAAGGACAAGACCCAUUCCCUCCUCUCCGUCGUUAUCCUUUUCGACGACACGAGCACCUCAAGCUCGCGGCACAGAAUACCUCCAACUACACGACCCAGACUUGACAGACUCACAACGUAGUGUCCGGGAAGCAAUUAGCAAAGUCUGCUCGAAAUUCGACGAUGCAUACUGGCUCAACGUGGAAAAAGAACACCGUUUCCCAGUGGAGUUCCACCAGGCCGUGGCCAAAGAUGGUUGGCUGGGGAUAUGUAUGCCGGCAGCAUAUGGGGGCAGUGAGCUUGGAAUUGCCGAAGCAGCAAUUAUGGUGCAAACGAUCGCCGAGAGCGGAGCUGCCUACGCUGGCGCGAGUGCCGUGCACAUGAACAUCUUUGGAUUAGAGCCAGUGAGGAAAUUUGGGACUCGACAGCAGAAAGACAGGAUGUUGGUGCCAUUGAUUGCAGGGAGGGAGAGGGCUUGCUUUGGUGUCACCGAACCAAAUACAGGGUUGGAUACUUUGAGAUUACAAUCCAAAGCCGUCAGGGACGGUGACCAUUAUAUUCUGAGUGGCCAGAAGAUUUGGAUUUCAACGGCUCAGGUUGCGGAGAAGGUCCUUAUUCUCGUGCGCACGACACCGUUGGAAGAGGUUAAGAAACCUAGUCAAGGGCUGAGCUUAUUCUAUACCGAUUUAGAUCGCAAGCAGGUCGAGAUCACAGAGAUUCCAAAGAUGGGGCGAGCGGCGGUUGAUUCGAAUACAUUGUUCUUCGAUGGAUGGAGAGUGCCGAAAGAAGAUCUAAUCGGGGAAGAGGACAACGGGUUCAAGAUGAUCAUGCAUGGCAUGAACGCCGAGAGAAUAUUGAUUGCCGCCGAAGCACUUGGGACCGGAUUUGCAGCUUUGAGGCGUGCAGCACUGUAUGCAGGAGAAAGGAAAGUGUUUGGGCGGCCAAUUGGUCAGAAUCAGGCCAUCCAGCAUCCUUUGGCUGACAGUUGGAUGCAACUGGAAGCUGCCAGACUCGUGAUCUAUCAAGCCGCGAGAAUGUAUGAUGCUGGAUAUGAGACAGGUGAGUAUGCCAAUGCAGCCAAAUACUUGGCCGCGGAGGCUGCUUUUCGAGCAUGCGAAAGAGCUGUCAUGACGCAUGGUGGGAUGGGAUAUGCGAAGGAAUAUCAUGUUGAAAGGUACCUGCGUGAGGUCAUGAUUCCCAGGAUUGCACCUGUCAGUCGGGAAAUGAUUCGGAAUUAUAUUGGGGAAAGAGUUCUUGGACUACCCAGGUCGUAUUGA